Messenger RNA from Prorocentrum cordatum, 420 nucleotides. NCBI's taxonomy places the organism in Eukaryota, Dinophyceae, Prorocentrales, Prorocentraceae. The record is from the annotation of a GenBank genome assembly.
AUGGCCCAGAGAUACCGACUGACCUGGAGGUGGGCGCGGGUGUUGCCGAAGCCCCCAGACGGCUACUGCUGGGAGAUAUUGGCAUCCACCAGCUCGGACGCGGCGCGCACCGCAUACCAGGGGGGCGCGUGCGACGGUUUCGCGGUGUCUGGCGGGUCCGGGAUCGUGCUGCUCGAGAAGGAGCUCCAGGUCGUGCGGAUGGUGAAUCGGGACGAGCUCGGUGGCGACGGGGACCUCGACGCCCAGGCGAUGAGCUUUCAGAUGGGCUCCGAGGGUGAGCGGCGCCGGGUGUUAAAGGAUUCGGCCAACCUGAUCGUCGAGACGACGUGGCCGUAUUGCCCAGUUUGGGGACCUGGAAUCACGCGGUGGUGCCUCAGGUUUUGGCGGACCAAGAUGCUGUCAGGACGUUCACCCGCGUAG